This is a messenger RNA of Cinclus cinclus, 1840 nucleotides long. It is a transcript of the gene ANKRD39, whose product is annotated as ankyrin repeat domain 39. The transcript is spliced from 4 exons. Lineage: Eukaryota; Metazoa; Chordata; Aves; Passeriformes; Cinclidae. Bases 77 to 1285 code for a protein of 402 amino acids. Gene Ontology annotation, molecular function: protein binding. The record is from RefSeq and is a predicted model, not a curated record.
GGGGACCCCCAUUGCUGCUGGGGGAGCCCUGGGACCCCCUAAUUUCUGAGCUUGGGGACCCCAUAAGUGUGUGGGGAUGACCCCUGGGAACCCAGGCUCACAGGAACAUGGGAGGGAGCCUUGGGAUCCCAGAACUGGGAAGGAAGAGCCCUGGGACCCCCAGAAUGGGGAGUUGGAGCCCGGGGACUUUCAUUGCUGGUGGGGGUGGGGCCUGGGGACCCCAAAACUGAGGGGGGGGGAGGGGGAGAGAACGAUCCCCGGGUCCCCAUCGAGGGCUUGGAGCGGCCGCGGGCGGCCCCUGGCGGCGGCACCGGGGCUGUGCAGGAGGAACGGGCUGCCUUCGGGCCUUCCCGGCUGCCUUCGGGCCUUCCCGGCUGCCUUCGGGCCUUCCCGGCUGCCUUCGGGCCUUUCCGGCUACCUUCGGGCCUUCCCGGCUGCCUUCGGGCCUUUCCGGCUACCUUCGGGCCUUCCCGGCUGCCUUCGGGCCUUUCCGGCUACCUUCGGGCCUUCCCGGCUGCCUUCGGGCCUUUCCGGCUACCUUCGGGCCUUCCCGGCUGCCUUCGGGCCUUUCCGGCUACCUUCGGGCCUUCCCGGCCCCUCUCACGCUCUUUCGGUCCUUUCCGCCUCUCCUCGUCCCUUUCCGUCCCCCCUCGGCUCUUUCCGCCCUUUCUCGGUCCUUUCCGUCCCCCCCGGUGCUGCCGGUGCCAUGGCCGGUGGUCGCCGCUCGCCGCCCGCUCCGUGCUGCCCCGGGCGGGAGGCGCUGCCCGCUCCGUGCUGCUCGGGGCGGGUGGCCGUGCCCAGCGUGCACCAGAGCCUGUCCGAGAUGGACUUCGAGCGGGGGAUAUGGGCAGCGGCGCGGGACGGGGACGAGGCGCGGCUGCUGCAGCUGCUGGAGCGGAGCUGGGACCCCGCGGAGCCCGACCUGGCGGGGUACACGGCCCUGCACUACGCCAGCCGGAACGGGCACUUGGGCGUGUGCCGGCUGCUGCUGGAGCGGGGCGCUCCGUGCGAUGCCCGCACCCCCGGCGGCGCCACCCCGCUGCACCGCGCCUGCUACUGCGGGCACCGCGCGGUCACCGAGCUGCUCCUGGCACACGGCGCCGACCCCGCGGCCGCCGACAGCGACGGCAGAACCGGCCUGCACAAGGCCGCCGAGCAGGGGCACCGCGAGCUCUGUGCUCUCCUCCUGCGCCAGCGCCCGGCCCUCGCUGCCGUCCGCGAUGCCCGCGGCCGGAGCCCGCGGGACGGGGCUCACCCGGCCGUGUGGGACCUGCUGGACACCUGAGGGGACACGGGACAGCCAGGCCCGCUCCCGGGACUCCUACUUCCGUGUUCCGCCAGCAGGCCCCGCCCACUGGCCCCGCUAAACCAAUCCACUCCCGCCUUUCCCUGUGGUGCCGCCCUUCUCCCCACAGCCAAUCAUAUACGGGGGGCGGAGCCUCUCGGUGUAAACAACCCCCGCUGCGGGGGGGGGGGGGGGGGAUUUAAAGGCGCCGCGUCCUUUAAAGCAGCCCAUGUAACCGUGCCCCUCCCCCGGUAACCGGGAUCCCCCGCGGCAGCGAGCACACGCAGGUACAGAUAUAGAAUCUUUAUUAACCCAUCUGGCAAAAAACCCCCUCCAAAAGCCCCAUGAAAUCAAAUUCCACGGUCGGUUUCACAACCGGGGGGGGGGGAGGGGCAGAACCGGGAGGGGGAGGUCCCGCCCCCCGCCCCUUCCCCCGGAGCUCCCCAAAAAUACAAAUCAAACCUGAACAAUAAAUAGGAAUUCCCGGGGGUAGGGGAGAGGAAAAGGAGGGGUUUGCAUAGAGGAAGAUUUAAUAAAAAAGUUUGUUGUUUUUUU